AUGUCUUUUGGCUUCAGUGCAGGAGACUUCAUCAGCGUUGUCGACUUGUCCUGGAGAGCGUUCCGUGCCGUGAGGGACGCCCCCGAAAAGUUUGGGGUGCUUGAGGCCGACGUCUCCACCCUGAAUGUCCUCCUCCGGACUCUGCAAGACGAUGCCGAGAACCCCAACUCGCUCCUCAAUCGGCGGGGAGCCAGUCGGCGGGAGGCGCUGUUGCGAAUGGUCGCCACCAUUGAGAAGCAGAUGGAGGAACUCCGACGUCUGGUGGAGAAGUACCAGAGCCUAAGCUCGGCGAAGAAGAGAGUCUUCGACCGGUUCAUGUUUGCGCCCAAGGCCCUGGACAAGACGCGAGCGGCCAUUGUGAAUCACGUCCUCUACAUCAACACCUUCCGGCAAAGCAUUUCCCAAGAAUCGCUCUCGCGCAUCGAAAAGGUGUUGGAGGAUGGUGUACAGGUCCUGCGCGAGGGCAGACGUGCGCCGAGCAUCCUCUCCGUGCACCAGAAGAACGAUCAAUCGUCGUGGGAGGCGCUCAAGAAAGACCUCGCUGACGAGGGCAUUCCCUACGCCGAAAUCGAGAAGCACAAGGCCGCCAUCAAGGAUUACAUCGGGUUUCUGAUCAAGACGCAAAAUAUCGCGGAAGACCUUUCGGAUGACGACGACGAUGACAGCGCUCAGUGGGAUUCUAUCUCAGCACGAAUGGGGCAGAUGGUGGUAAGUGAGGACGACCAUGAGGAACCUGUAACAACUGGUCCGGAUCCCAAGAUCGCCCCCGGGUCGUCAGAAGCUCCUCUCAGUGCAGUCGAACAGGCAGUCGCGUUGUUUGACUUUGAGGGUCAGCAAAAGGGUGAUCUUUCGUUCAAAGCCGGCGACAUCAUCGAGAUUAUCUUGCGGACCGAGAGGCAGAAUGCAUGGUGGACAGGAAGCCUGGCGGGUAAACAAGGCCAGUUCCCUGGCAAUUACGUCAAGUUAGUUCCGAGAUCGAUCUCUUCUGGUUUACCCUCUCGGCUCAACGAGACACCCAAGCUAGGGCCAGGAGCCGAAGCCCGUCAGACGGGCACACCCUUUCUCGUGCUAGGUCUGCCAGGUGCCGUCUUUCAGUUCGUCGAGCGGGUGCGCCGAUUACCAGGAGGGUCGUGGUCGGCCCUAGAGGACUUUGGGUCGUGGGAGGCGUGGACGUUGGCCUUCAAUGGCCUCAACUUCACCUUCUACCACUAUCCCAAUCGUCGAGAUUCUGCGUCGGCCAUGCACCCGCCGGUGCCUUUCGUCGGCAUCGUCUUUGUGUGCAAUCUGCUCUCCCACGCGCGGCCACCACCGAGGCCCAAUGGUCCGAGGGCGCCCAAGCCGGGGACUGAGAUGCUCCAGACGCUCGAGUCUUUUGGGCAGAUGUGCCGGUCGCCAAGCCUCCCUCGGCGACCCAUCUUCCUGUUCCUCGACAGGGUGCAGGAAUUCAAACACCGGAUCGAGUCCGGCGAGGAACCGCUGGGUAAUGCUUGCUUUCCGGACUAUCAAGGGGGAGCGGACACCAACCGGGCGGCGAAAUACAUUCUGUGGCGCUUCACCUCGCAGCAUCCUAAGCGUGAGCUCUAUCCACAUCUCAUCGAGUCGAGCGACAAGGAAUGCAUGGCGGCCGUUUUCCCUCUGGUGCUGGAGCAUGCGAGUCGAACACCUGCGUCUGGUCCUACAGUUUGA
This is a messenger RNA of Fonsecaea erecta, 1686 nucleotides long. RefSeq lists its product as hypothetical. Gene Ontology annotation, biological process: plasma membrane tubulation; G protein-coupled receptor signaling pathway; endocytosis. The coding region runs from base 1 to 1686 and encodes 561 amino acids. Lineage: Eukaryota; Fungi; Ascomycota; Eurotiomycetes; Chaetothyriales; Herpotrichiellaceae. Gene Ontology annotation, cellular component: actin cortical patch; mating projection tip; medial cortex. Gene Ontology annotation, molecular function: GTPase activity; G-protein beta/gamma-subunit complex binding; protein binding. The record is from RefSeq and is a predicted model, not a curated record. The transcript has 3 exons.